Messenger RNA from Spirometra erinaceieuropaei, 4464 nucleotides. NCBI's taxonomy places the organism in Eukaryota, Metazoa, Platyhelminthes, Cestoda, Diphyllobothriidea, Diphyllobothriidae. The record is from the annotation of a GenBank genome assembly.
AUGGCAUCACAUCUUGUCAGUACCCUUCUCUUCGCCCUUACAGUGUCUGCAUGGUUUCGGAGAUCGUGUAGGUUCAUGAAAAAUAAUCAGCCAAUUUAUUUUUAUUUUAAGUUAAUGUUUUAUUUAGGGCACGUUUUCCACGGCGUUUUUUUUCAUAAAGACUGUAAAAUUCCCUGAAUACAAACGGCCUAGAUUCAAAACGAAGGCCAUUCCACUAUUAUUGCAAAUCAGAAGAUACAAUAUGAGAUUACGGUUUUCCGGACGAAUAUAUGUGCCUAAAUGUUCCUCUGGAAAAUAACCAACUUGCUGCGCUUCUUUUGAAACAAAUAAUAGCGUCUGUAGGGCAUUUAGUCGGUUUGCACCUUUUAGUUAUAUGCUAAUUUAAUAACAUCUAUAAAAAUGGAUAAAUGCCACUAAAAUAUAUACGCUUUCUAGAGGUCUUGACAAACUGAUUUAUAAAAAUACAGCAGAAUGUUACAUAGAUGCAUUGUUCAAAAAGGGCGACAUUCAUUUGUUUCAUUUCCGUGCUAGGUUUAGCGGACAACACCGCAUAAUACCGCCAAAGAUAUUGGCUAGCAGCAAACCGACUGCAUGUCUUCGAUAUGCUGCUAUUUUUGCGCAACAAUCUGCAAAAUUCGAAAAGUUUUCGACGCGGUAUUUAGGCUAGACAUGUGACAACCAGCUUUUUAUGAGAGCACUUUAAGACGUACGGAGAUUUUGCAUACUUAACUCUCCUUAGUUUCUUUUAGAAAAUUCUUAAUCAUUUGAAACUCAUUUAAAUAAAUGGCCGUCAGAGCACGUUGUCUAAGUUAAAUAUUUUUAGUAAAAUUUAAGAAUUUUAUAAUUGGUGAAAGUAAAGUUGCAUUAAUAUCCCUUUUAUUUAUAUUAAAUUAUAGUUUGCAGCAACUCGGCCACACCGAUCGAACACAUAAGUGCACUUUCAUGGACUUUUUUGAGCACACAACUCGACUACUUGUCUUCGCGAUAGAACGGGGAAACAAUCGCAUAAAUUGACUUAGAUGGUGAACAGAGUUGUCAGAGUCCUUCUCGGCAGGCCACGUAUUUGUAUGAGCCUCUCGCCUAAGAGUCAGAUUAUCCCAUCGAGGCUAAGGGCCUAUUACGUCUGGAGGAACAUAACUGAACCCUACGUCGGGCUGGGCAAGCCGCCUGGUGGCGCGAUAAACAGGAGUUAAAACGCCCCAAAGGAUCGUGCCAGUCAACCGUCUCUUUCUUCAUGCCAUCGAUGAGGCAGACGUCGAAAGUGAAUCGUGCAGUGUAGUUCUGUUUAAUAUUUUUCCUCAAACUUUACUGGUCAGUGCGGAAACGGUGGUCGAAAGUCAAUAGCUCGUGGUCUGUUAAAAUAGUACAGCUGGGAGCUAAGAUAAACUGAUGGAAAUGCUUUAGCUCAUGCAGAUGACGAGUAGUUAGCAACGUAAGAUGUCCCAUAAUGUUUCGGUCGACGGACGUUUUUUUGAGGAAAAAGCCAUACUGCGAAGGCGUCUUUUACUGACAACAGAGGCGCCUAAGGAGCAGGAUGCUUUGGCACGGUAUGCGUCACCAGUUAGGUCGAGGAAACACUUAAGAGAGAAAUGCAUGCUUGUGUCCGGAAGCAUGAAGUCAACAUACAGCAGGUGGGCUAACUCAUGAAAUUUCAGCCGAAAUUCCGAAAUGCGUCUUCGUUUUGAAAAGAUUAAUUAAGUAGGGUUGUAAAACUAAGCAUUAUGCAGCAUAAUUCUAUGAUAAUUCAGUUACCCCAGGACGGUGGCUUUCGAACAAGCGUUUUUCUGGCUGCAUCCAAAAACCACACUCUGUAAAAAAAUACUUAUGUAACAUGCGUUUUGUUCACUGAUUUCCGGCUGCAUGCAAAAAUUGCACUCUGUAAAAAAUGACUACUUAUGUAGCAGGCAUUUCUUGGAAAAUAUGUAUAAAAAUAUCCAUCCUUCUGCUCAUUCGGUAAAAAAUUACGUCGUCUUCCAACUUUAUACUCAAUGGAAGGACAUGAUUCGGUUUUAAAAAGUUUCUAAUUUCGGGACUCUUAUAUACCGUGAAAUGGCCGUUCAUACAUCGUCAUGUCUCUGCAUAGACCAGUGUGGCUUGUAAAGUUAACAAUAUGGAUAAAAUCCACUGCUUAAUUUCAUGAAGGCCAUAUGGCCCCCCUUUAUAACCGUAGAGAAAUAUGUGGUUUUCCGUACGUGGAAAAUAUGCGGCUUGUAGUUUUGAAACCCUGAACCCAAGUGUGACGGUAGGGCGGGUUAAAAUUAUUCGGUAAUUAUAAAGCUUUUUUAAAACCGAAUUAUGUCCCUCCUUCGAGUAUAAGUUUGGAAGAAGACGAAAUUUUCUGCCGAAUGAACGAAUGAAUGAAUAUUUUUAUGUAUGUUUUCCAUCGAAUAUAAUUGGACUUUUAUGGGCAGCGAAAAUCGAUGGGAAAAAUUCAUGCUACGUAUGCAGAUAUUUUUUACAGUGUAGUUUUUGCAUGCAGCCGGAAGGAAGUUCAUUCAAAAGCCGGCAUCCUGAGGUAACUGAAAUAUUAUAAAAUUAUGUUGCAGGCUGACUAGUUUUACAACCAUAAUUAAUUAAUCUUUUCGAAACGAAAACGCAUUUCGGAAUUUUGGUUGACAUUUCAUGAGUUAGCUCACCUACUGUAUUUCUGCGGUAACCGCCGAUAAAUGUUAACCAUGCCUAGGAACCGCUGUGAAUGAUGCUUGGAUGUUAGCGGGAAAGAAUAAUAAAGGGCUGUAACCUUGGCAGGUAGAGGUAAACUAACCUCGAAGGCGAUAUCAUGUCCACUGAAUUCGAGGGAAUGCACACCAAAUCUGCACAGGAAUGCACCGGUCCUGACACCCUACUUGCCCAGAAUAUCGAUUAGCUAGACGAGAAACUUCCUGAGUUUUUCAGCAUUACAAAUAGUCGCUUAGGUAUCAAAUAUAGGCGCACACUAAGGGUAGACUGCUUAAGGCAUGGCUGAUAAACCCCUGGAACGUCUGACCGAAAUGCAUGGGAAUGAAAUCAGAUAGAUUAGAUUAAGUAUUAACAGCGAUGCUUUAAGUGGCCUCUGAGCGAAAGGUAUCUGGCGCAACACACGCGCUAGGUCGAUCUUCGAGAAAACCGAUUUACCAUGCACAGCUCAGUGGACGUCAUGAAAAUUAGACACAGGGUACCCAUCAUGAAUGACAGCGCUGUUAAAUGCACCGCUGCCGGUAAGCGUAAGUCGUCGCCGUACACAUGAGAGGUAAGCUGCAUGAAUUUGCAAAAUGAGUGAGCCCACGAGCAGAUAUGCAUUCAAGUAAUUGAGUUCACUGUCGGUUCACAAGAAGAUUGACCUUGUCAAAAAAUUAACACUGACGAUUGCGUUGGAGGCAUCAGCAAUAAGUAAGAUCAAAGUGAACGAGCGACGAAGGCCUUUACUUAGUGUAGGGAAAAAACUGCCAGGUAUGGCAGUGCGUGGGCGUUGACAGCCUGGAAACGUAGACAAACGUUCUGACAUCGGCGGUCCACCGGAGGUUGGGAGACCACCCCGCUGCUCUGAUCUUCAGUGCCCAGGGGGAAGCGUCCGUGAGCCAGACUGUAACAAAUUUAAAAAGUGUAACCAGGGUCAGAGGGUCCAGCCAGACCGAUUCAAUUGAAAUUUGGACUGACUCUUCCCCUCCGUUGUUUGUACUAAGAGGCGUGAAACAUUCAGCGAUGAACGUUGAUACCAGAAUUGAAAAAAUGCUAGCGAGCGGCAGUUGUACUGGAGCCAAAUUAAGAUUGGAAGUAGGUCUGUCGUGGCAAGUUUUUAAAUCAUCAAAAUCCACUCAUCGAUGCAACGGCAGCGACACUCUCCUACUUGGCAUAAUUACAAGAAAUUGUACAGGAAUUGGUGAAAAGCCAACGUCUUCCUUCAAAAAGAAUGCCAUAGAACAACGAUCCAUGCCUUUUACCACGAACUAACUCAUGUCGAACGUGCAGGAAAAAACAGAGCUAAAAAAUCCGUUCAAUGGUCCUUGCUUGAGAAUCGAAAAUAAAACAGUUAGACAGCGAAAAUGGGUAUACGUUAAUUGUCAGAACAUAUUGUCGGGCACGUUGAGAAGAAACGGUAUUGUGCGAAACGGUAAUAAUCAAGACGUUAACCUAUUUUGUGAACAUAACGAUUAUCAAAUCAACUUACACUGGUUGUUUACUUACCUUUGCACACCUUAUUUAGCCGAUCUAAAUCCGAGGGAUCUCACUGUCGAGGUUCUGGGUCCUACGUCCGUGAAACUCUCAUGGAAGCCGCCCAAAGGACCAACAAAUGGCACACCGGUUUACAACAUAAGACUAGGUAAAGAAUUCAGAGCCAUAACCAAUGCCACAACCAUUACCAUUUCUGAUCUUCGUCCCUCCACCAAAUACAAAUUCAGCGUGCAAACAAUAAUCGAAGAAUUUAACUUGGUUAUGCCUGGAAUUGACGCAAUCGCAAGAACAGCCAACCUCGGUAAGUCUUGA